Boleophthalmus pectinirostris (great blue-spotted mudskipper) is the source of this 3523-nucleotide messenger RNA. RefSeq names its product TBC1 domain family, member 10C (gene tbc1d10c). The record is from RefSeq and is a predicted model, not a curated record. The coding region runs from base 85 to 3297 and encodes 1070 amino acids. The transcript is spliced from 9 exons. NCBI's taxonomy places the organism in Eukaryota, Metazoa, Chordata, Actinopteri, Gobiiformes, Gobiidae.
ACAAUUUUACUGACAGGUGAAGGCUGAGCUUUGGAUUCUUGUAUUUUGUUACAGUCAAAGUUAGCUGAUACUAGAGCAGUCGUCAUGGUGCUGCUGAGAAAGAGGAAGUUUGUGUCACCGACAGGGAGGAUACAGAGCUUUACACGAGGAUAUGGUAAAGGUAAUUUUGCAGUUUCUUAUAUUUGCAGUGUUUGUCGUAUGAACUACACACCGAAUACCAUCAAAAUAUGGUCACUUGUAGUUUUACUUUUGUUCUAUUUUAGGAAUAAUAUGUUAAAUACAUUAAGACUUGAACAGAAAAAUCCCAGUGAUGGGGACAGCUCGGAUUCUGGGUCAGAGCUUGGACUUGAGCCAGAGACAGACCGCUUUGGGUUCCUUCUUACUGAUGGCUCCACUGAUAGCGUCAGGACUGUGGGCCCAUCUCCUGUUCUCGUGAGACAGAGAGAGGCCAAGUGGAUCAACAUCAUCGAUCAGUGGGACCGGUUGCUACUCAAGAAAACGAGUAAGAUCAAAGUGCAGUGUCAUAAGGGAAUACCAGCUUCACUCCGAGCAAAGUGCUGGCCACUGCUGAGCGGCGCCUCUGACCAAAUGAAAAAACAUAAAGACUUAUACACGUUACUGGACUCACAGCCUGCUCUAACACAGUGGGAGGAUGUGAUUGAGAGAGACUUGGACCGUCAGUUCCCUUUCCACGAGAUGUUUGUUGCCAAGGAUGGACAUGGGCAGCGAAGUCUGUUUCAAGUCUUGAAGGCCUACACACAAUUUAAGCCCGAGGAGGGAUACUGCCAGGCCCAAGGACCAGUGGCUGCAGUCCUACUUAUGAACAUGCCUGCUGAGGAAGCUUUUUGGUGUUUGGUGCAAAUAUGUGAACAAUACCUGCCUGGAUACUACAGCCCCUUACUUGAGGGCGUGCUAUUUGAUGCUGCCAUAUUGAUGUGGGUUUUAAAAAAGUCCUGUCCAGCUGCACACAAACAUCUGCAAUAUCAUGGUGUGGAGCCGCUCAUGUUUGCCACAGACUGGCUCAUGUGCUUGUUCACCCGACAUUUACCGUUCAACACACUGCUUAGAGUGUGGGACCUCUUCUUCUGUUAUGGGGUACGGGUGUUGUUGCAGGUAGCUGUGGUAUUGGUACAGCGGGUUCUGGGUCGUGAAGACCAGAGGAAACAGUGCUGUGGUCAGAUGGAGACUCUACAGAAGCUCAGAGGCAUCAGAGAGGAGGUCAAAGAUGAGGAAGAUGACUUCAUUUUUGAAGUCCUGUCGGUGUCACUCUCAGCCAAAGAUCUGCAAAAACGGACAGAGAAAGAAAUACAAAAAUGGAGAAAAGAACGGCCCUCGUCCACCUUUGACCCCAGAGAUCGUUGUCUGGGAUACCACAUGGCAUGGCUGCGAUCUCGACAAAGCACGGAAGAAUGUGAAAGGAGGGAUAGAGAAAAAGGAAACUUGUCUGUUCCUCUUUUUCGGUCAGCCUCCAGUCUCUCCUUGUCACCGUCAAAAUGGCAAAAGGGGGUGAAGGCAAAAAGCGGUGUCAAGCUCAUGAGACAUCUUUCCAUGGGGGCAAAAGAGGACUGCCGAAGUUUGGCUAAUCUGAAUGUUAAAAAGGUUCAGAGUCUACAAGACAAUGGUUUUGAUUUAAUAGAAAAGAAAAAGCAGAGUGACCCAGGGCAAGAACACCAAAUCCAACAAAAUGAAUUAUUAGAAGAAUCAGAAAUUCAGCAAAUACAAAAUGUUCCUCAAAUAACUAUUAAAGACCAAACAGAGCAGAUAAAUGAAAAAGUAGUAAUCAAAUCUGCAGCAGACUCACCCGAGCAAGAGGAAAAUGUAGAUCCCAAACUUCCACAAAUUGAUGACAUUACAAAUCAACAAAAAGAGAAACAAUCAACUACGAGCAAAGAGCCAAGUCAAAACCCAGAUGCGACUAAUACUGAAGAAGACGAUUCAAACAAAGAUAGUGUAGUUGAAACGUACUUAAUUGUUAAUACAAUUACCACAAAUACAGACGUACAACCCAGUGUACAAAUAAAUGAGACCAUACAAACAGAGGUUGAUAAUGGACAAGAGAAAAUUAGAGUCAGUGUAAAUCACGUUAAGUCACUCAAACAGUUAGCUACAGAAGCUACUAGACGCUCUGAGAGUAAGAAUGAGACAAAAGAUUCUGGGGAGAAGGUUUCAUUAGCAGGACAAUUUUACUUAACUGAGUCAUUACCGGGAACUGAAAUCAAGUCCCACAACCAAGCAGAAGUAGAGAUAUAUGAAUUGGCAGCACAAGAGCCAAUUACUGAUGCAGCUUCGAGUGGCAAUGACGCACCUAAUAUGGAUGCAAAACACCUUCAAAAACAGAUGGAAAAGACUCAAGGAGAGAUAUUCACACAAAGUUGCAGGAAUGGCAUUCAAGCCAUUAGACAAGAUAUUUCUGCUAAAUUAGAGGUUUCAGAAGCCCAAAUACUUGUUGAUUCUCAGAGUAUCCCAAUAACCUGUGAUGGAAUAGAAGAGGCUACUUACUUCAAUAUGUUGCCCCAAACGCAGCAGUGUUCAUCAUCUGAGCCAUCAGGUGAAAAUCUCAGCACAGAUGCAGAUACUUCCACGCAAAAUUUUAAACAUUGCACUCCUGAAAAGGAAAAGCAGAGUAAUGUUUAUAACCUAGAUAAGGAACUUCAAACAAGGAAAGAAAGCAAUGAUAUUCACCAAUUAGAAUGUGAAUUUAUGAACACCAACCAACAGUAUAACUUCAGGUCAUCUGGAGAUUUCAGGGUCCGAAAAUCAUCCAGCUCUCGUGGGUCAAGGUUUGCACGUAGGCUGUCAGCAGAUCUCUUCACCACUCCUCAAUUAGUGGAGCAGAAGGUAAUAAAUAAUAUGGAUCACAUAGAAACCAAUGAAACUAUCCAAAUGUCAAGAAAUCCAGAGACAGAGGCUACAACACACAAGGAACAUCCACCAAAACGUUUUGGUCUGUUUCGCAGACUGAGAGAAGAAAAAAAGAACAAAAAACAGAGCAAACCCAAACUACAAGUCCCCAAAAUCCUGAUUCAGGACUUUAGUGAUGUUAGAGAAAUAGGCCAAGUAACAGAAGUAGAAAGCAAGCUGACAUCCAGGGAACGGAGGAGACAACGGAGAGAGCAGAAAAGAAAAGAGAAAGAUGAUGAAAAGGAAAAAAAUAAAGAAGAGUUGGAAAAAGAGAGUAGAAGAGGUCAGGACAAGAGCACAAGUGUUCAUGCCCAAAGCGAGAAAGAUAAGCUUCAACUCAGAGAUGCCGUUUCACAAUCUAGGAACGAAACUUCAUAUGCAGAUGUGUACUUUUAAAUUCAAGUUAAGCUGAAAAUUAUUACAGUAAAUACCUGAUGGCAUUGAAAGACUAUGUGAUACAAAAAUAAACUAAACAAAAUCUGAGUAAAUACUGUUUUUUAUUUACAGGGACAAUCAAACUAUGAAGAAUAAUUAACAGUAUGGACUUCUGUUCAUAAUUUAACUAUUUUAAACCCCCGCAUUAUUGUCCAAAUAAAAGCUGUAAUAUAAGGGUCAAACGUUA